AUGCCAUUUUGUGAAAAUCCACUGCCAAGGGCGAGCUCUCAUAAUUGCGAAGAGCUAAGGAAACAGAUUUGUCCCCAAUGCUACAUCAGAAUAUACCGUGAAAGAGCUGGAAAACCUGGAAGAGCAUACAAGAUGUAUAAGAACAUGUUAUGCGCUAAUUUGAUGUGUCGACAGCUGAUAUUGAAUGAAAAACCGCAAAGUGUUCUUCAUGUUGGCAGGAUUUGUGGGUCUUGUCACAAUAAUUAUAAACUGUACCUGCAAAACUACACGGCUGCUCCAGUUCCCGUUUUCUUGAGACCGGUGCCACAAAUUAUGUCGCCAGCACUACAAAUGAGGGAUACAGUGAUCCGGAGCACCAGAAAAUCGUUUCGGAGCAGUUUCACAAUAGAGGAAUUGCUGAAACCGAAUUAA
Messenger RNA from Caenorhabditis remanei, 411 nucleotides. RefSeq lists its product as uncharacterized. The transcript is spliced from 2 exons. The record is from RefSeq and is a predicted model, not a curated record. NCBI's taxonomy places the organism in Eukaryota, Metazoa, Nematoda, Chromadorea, Rhabditida, Rhabditidae. The coding region runs from base 1 to 411 and encodes 136 amino acids.